Molecule: messenger RNA, 3212 nt
Organism: Leptidea sinapis
Lineage: Eukaryota; Metazoa; Arthropoda; Insecta; Lepidoptera; Pieridae
Gene: Mtr4
Product: exosome RNA helicase MTR4
Exons: 18
Coding region: 85-3186 (1033 amino acids)
Biological process (GO): maturation of 5.8S rRNA; RNA catabolic process
Cellular component (GO): nucleus
Molecular function (GO): ATP binding; RNA binding; RNA helicase activity
Source: RefSeq, a predicted model, not a curated record
GGCAGCAUGUCACAGCUGACAGCCGUGUGUUAUUAUUAUUUUCAAUUUAAAAUCAUCCUAAUAUUAUGAAUUAAAACCUAAAUAAUGGAUAUAUCUAAUUUAUUUGAUUGCUUCGAAGAACCCACAACUAAUGAAUCUUCAGCACAGUUCCCUAAAUGGGAAAAUAAAGAAAAAGAAUCAUUACAAUCAAUUAAAGAUCCAUCUUCUUCAAAUAAACGACCUCAUGAACAGGUAGAAUAUGCUGAUACUGAAGUAAAACCAGAAGACAAUAAAAAACAAAAAAUUGAAGAUUUAAUAUCAAUAGCUGAUCUAAACUUAGAUUUAGCAAAUUCUCGAAUAGUGAUUCACACACUUGAUGCCGAGGAAGGGUGCACACAUGAGGUUGCAAUACCUCCAAACCAAGAGUAUACAGCACUAAAACCCAUUGCUUCCGAGCCAGCGAAAGAAUACACUUUUAUAUUGGAUCCAUUUCAAAAAGAAGCUAUUAUGUGUAUAGAUAACUUACAAUCAGUUCUUGUUUCUGCACAUACUUCUGCGGGGAAAACUGUUGUUGCAGAAUAUGCUAUUGCUCUUUCUCUGAAAAGUAAACAAAGAGUGAUAUAUACAACACCUAUCAAAGCUCUCUCAAAUCAAAAGUACAGGGAGUUCUCAGAAGAAUUUCAAGAUGUUGGCUUAAUUACUGGUGACGUUACUAUCAAUCCAUCGGCUUCAUGUCUCAUUAUGACUACAGAGAUUCUAAGGAAUAUGUUGUAUAGAGGAUCUGAGAUCAUGAGAGAAGUGGGUUGGGUGGUGUUUGAUGAAAUACAUUACAUGAGAGACAAAGAAAGAGGGGUUGUCUGGGAAGAGACCUUAAUUCUUCUCCCGGACAACGUCCACUACGUGUUCUUGUCGGCCACGAUCCCCAACGCGCGUCAGUUUGCCGAGUGGGUGUGUCGGUUGCACUCGCAGCCGUGCCACGUGGUCUACACGGAGUACCGACCCACCCCGCUGCAGCACUAUGUCUUCCCCGCCGGCGGAGACGGCAUACACCUGGUUGUGGAUGAAAAGGGUACUUUUAAAGAUGAGAACUUUAACGCGGCUAUGGCGGUUCUGAGUAACUCGGGUGAUUCAAGUCAGAACGACAAGCGAGGUCGCCGCGGUGGACCCACAGGGUUCAGCCAGCCCAACAUAUUUAGUAUAGUCAAAAUGAUCAUGGAGAAAAACUUCGCGCCAGUCAUCAUAUUCAGUUUCAGUAAGAAGCACUGUGAGCUGUAUGCGAUGCAAAUGGCUAAGUUGGACUUUAACACAAUUGAAGAAAAAAAGUUAGUUGAUGAAGUGUUCAACAACGCAAUGGAUGUUCUAUCGGAAGAGGACCGCAAGUUGCCGCAGGUUGAGAACGUGAUACCGCUGCUGCGGCGCGGAAUAGGCAUCCAUCACGGAGGUCUACUACCGAUACUGAAGGAGACUAUCGAGAUACUUUUCGGCUUGGGACUCAUUAAGGCUCUGUUUGCGACGGAAACUUUCGCCAUGGGUCUUAACAUGCCAGCGAGGACUGUGGUUUUCACCAGCUGUCAGAAAUUCGACGGAAGAGAUUUCAGAUUCAUAUCAUCAGGAGAGUAUAUCCAGAUGUCUGGAAGGGCCGGACGACGAGGGUUGGACGAUAAAGGCAUUGUUAUACUGAUGAUUGACCAAAAGGUUACACCCACUAUUGUUAAAGGAAUGGUGCAAGGAAAGGCGGAUCCGAUCAAUUCAGCUUUCCAUCUAACUUACAAUAUGGUAUUAAAUCUGCUGCGUGUAGAGGAAAUAAAUCCCGAAUAUAUGUUAGAAAGAAGUUUCUUCCAAUUUCAAAAUCAAGCAGCCAUUCCUGAGUUAAUUGAAAAGGUUAAAGCGAAACAUGAGGAAUACUCGGCUCUCUCAAUAGAGGACAAUGACUCCAUAGCGACGUAUUGCCUCAUCCAUGACGAGCUGGAAAUGCUUGGCAUACAGUUCAGAUCCUUCAUCACCAAGCCUGAGUAUCUGAAACCAUUCCUGCAGCCCGGGAGACUAGUAAAGGUUAAAACAGAAAAAUAUGAGUAUGACUGGGGUGUAAUAGUAAACUUUAAGCACAAAACUGGCAAAGGAAAGAAGGGCAAGGAUGAAAACCCCCUGACUGCUGAUACAGUCAUAAUGGUGGACAUAUUGCUGCAUGUAAAGAAGCCUGGCAAAGAUGACUACGAGACCAAUAUACCUUGUCCACCCGGUGAGACAGGAGAUGUUGAAGUUGUACCCAUAGUUCACACUCUGAUACAUCAAAUAAGUUCACUCAGGGUGUACUAUCCAAAAGACUUGCGGCCAUCGGACAGCCGGAAGUCUGUGCUCAAAACUAUCAACGAAGUGAAGAAACGUUUCCCUGAAGGACCGCCACUACUGAAUCCAAUAACAGAUAUGAAAAUUAACGAUCGGGUGUUUAAGGACUGCGUUGAUAAAAUUAAGAUUUUUGAAGAAAGAUUAUACGCCCACCCGCUACAUAAAGACAAAAACCGCGCCGCGCUAAAGGCGGCCUACGACCAGAAACAAAAGGUUUACGAAGAACUGCAGGAGGCCAAGCGUGAGUUGGAGAAGGCCAAGAGCAUACUGCAGAUGGACGAGCUGAAGAAACGGAAGAGAGUCCUGAGGAGGAUGGGAUACUGUACAAUGGCGGAUGUGAUCGAGCUGAAGGGACGCAUCGCCUGCGAGCUCAGCAGCGCGGACGAACUGUUGCUGACUGAGUUGAUAUUCAACGGUGUAUUCAACUCGUUGACGGCGGCGCAGAGUGCUUCGCUGGUGAGCUGCUUCGUGUGCGACGAGAACUCCACGCAGGCCUCCGCCACGGGGGAGGAACUGCGCGGAGUGCUGCGGCAGCUGCAGGAGUACGCGAGGCGCAUCGCCAAGGUGUCGAUAGAGUGCAGCAUGCAGCUGGAUGAAGACGAGUACGUGGGCAAGUUCAAAUGCACGCUCAUGGAUGUGGUGCACGCGUGGGCCAACGGCGCCAACUUCCUGCAGAUCUGCAAGAUGACCGACGUCUUUGAAGGCUCAAUAAUUCGGUGUAUGCGUCGACUGGAGGAGGUUCUGCGGCAGCUGUGUCAGGCUGCCAAAAACAUCGGUAAUACGGACCUCGAGGUGAAGUUCAGUGAGGCCAUUAGGAUAUUGAAGCGAGACAUCGUUUUCGCAGCCAGUCUGUAUAUGUAGGCUAUAUUAUAACUAUUUUAACCUAA